Molecule: messenger RNA, 273 nt
Organism: Fusarium musae
Lineage: Eukaryota; Fungi; Ascomycota; Sordariomycetes; Hypocreales; Nectriaceae
Exons: 2
Coding region: 1-273 (90 amino acids)
Cellular component (GO): membrane; endomembrane system
Source: RefSeq, a predicted model, not a curated record
AUGGCCGGGAAGUUUGAACCCAAGGUUCCUGUGAACCUCGACCCCCCAAAGGACGACAUCAUCUCUCGAGAAGAGCUCGCUAAAGCCAACGUGUUUGCCGGUAAGGAUGCCUCGAGAGCUCUCGGCAAGACCUCCACCAAGCCAGAGGAUGCACGGCCAGAGUGGCAGGAUUUGGACGAGAAGGAAAAAGGCGUAUUGAAUGACUGGAUCACUUUCUUUUCAAAGCGGUACAACGUCGUUGGUGUUGUUGAAGGUGCCACGAACAUGGACUGA